CUAUUCGAUUUACAAAAAAGAGGCACAGCUUGGCAAUGGAACGAGAAAAGGAAACAGUUCUAUCUGCACCAAUGUACACAUAUGGUCGAGCAACCUGAUUUGAAUUUAAGAAAUGAAGCAGUUAAUUAAGAACGAAAUAAAGGACAUAUUGAGAUUCUGGCUCGAUAAAGGCGUAGAAGGAUUUCGAGUAGACGCACCAAUGUUGUUCUUCGAAGACGAAGAACUCCGAGAUAAUCGACCAAUGACUGGCGAUGUAACCGCUUUCAGCAAUAUUUUCAGCCAAUUUGAACGUUGCUUCCAUCAUCCAGACACAUACAGAUAUUUGAACGAGUUGAAUGUAUUCUUGCGAGACUACGACCGAACGAGUGGGAAAUCAACUCGGACGCCAUUGAUAGGAGAAACGUACGGAGAUAUCCAAACAGUGAUCAAGUAUUUUGGGACGAGGCGUUUUCCAGCAUUCCAUUUACCUUUGAAUUACCUAAUGACCGAUAACAUGACUACUUAUUUGAAUUCUCGGGAACUUCACGACUUCCUUCAUACUUGGUUGAAUCAAGUACCCAAAGGCGUGGCAUCGAGCUGGGCGCUUGGUAAUUACGAUCAGGGUAGAAUUUCGUACAGAUUGAACGCAGAAUAUAAUUACAUCUUGUUGGCAUUAGUUACAAUGCUUCCAGGAGCAUGUCAAGUUUACUACGGAGAAGAACUGAACAUGGGACGAAAUAAUUUGGUACGCGAAAAAGAUCCAUUCAACAGGGUGUUUCAUCGAACACCGAUGCAAUGGGACGAUUCCAGGAAUGCAGGUUUCUCUACUGGUGACAAGACAUGGUUACCAGUGCACCCGAAUUACUGGAAUACCAACGUUCAAAGCCAGGAGCCCGAUCAAAACAGCAAUUUAAAUUAUUUCAAGGAUUUAAUGGCCAUUAGGAGAACACAGACCAUGAAAUAUGGCGAUUUGAAGUUCCACGUUAUGUCGGAUUGGGUGCUGGCAUUUUCUAGAACCUUCAAACAAACCAUGUUACACUAUUUUAAUGAAUUUGGAACCGGAAACUCAACCCAUCGAUGAGCUCACUGAUUUUAAUCAUCUUCCAGAAAAUUUGACACUACCUAGUGUCUUCUAGCUCCAACUCAGGGUACAAUAAAGGGUACAUAUAACUCGAUUUCCCAGUUUCAAGAUGAAAACUACCAGUCAAUAUCCAUCAUCAUCAGUCCUCAGACCAAAUUCGGUUAUCAUAUUGAGUUCGAAAUGAUAAUCAUCGGAGGGAAAUUACUUCAUACAAGAAGUGUACGCUAAAAAAAAAAAUCAACUUGCAAGUUCUUAAUCAUAAUAUCGAGUAGUGAUGGUGCUAGAGUUUGGAAAACCCGAGAUAUCUCCUUCCCAGAAAUUCAGAUUUUAAAUAUUUUUAUUAAGCUGUAAAUUAUUUGCAUGAAAGCUGCCAAUAAAGAAUUGUUCGAUAAA
Molecule: messenger RNA, 1453 nt
Organism: Planococcus citri (citrus mealybug)
Lineage: Eukaryota; Metazoa; Arthropoda; Insecta; Hemiptera; Pseudococcidae
Product: maltase A2-like
Exons: 6
Coding region: 113-1060 (315 amino acids)
Biological process (GO): carbohydrate metabolic process
Source: RefSeq, a predicted model, not a curated record